AUGGAAAGAAAGAAGAGCCUCCGUGAAACUGCUCAGGUUGCUGCUCAGCAAGGUUCUUAUCUUGCACAAUGCUUCAACAAGAUGGAGCAUUGUAAAGAGCAUCCUGAAGGUACAAGCACUUUGGACCAAGCAGCUGCUGAACUACCAGGAGACUGGGUUUCAGCUGGAAGAAGCACCCAGUGGCUCUGGUACUCUGUUUAUGCCAGCAAGCAAGUUAGCUGGCGAACGAGCCUCACAGAACUUUACCGGAAAGACAAAUAAGUACCAGUAUCCUUCAUACGUUUCUCUCUGAGCAAGCACUCUUCAAACAAAGCAGCCAAUGUGAAGACGAUCUGUGCAGAAAGACGCAAGAAUUCUGCAUCUGGUGGUCCUUCAAAGGGAGGUGGUAUCCCUAAAGGAUUAAAACUAUUCAACCAGAGCUCGCUCAACACUUGGAGUAAUCUGUAUGGAAACGGUGCUCUUGCUUUGAUUGGCAUUACGCUCCUGUGUCAUGGCAUGAUAGCUCUAGCUACAAUCUACUCUCUGCAGAGUUUGCACCAGCCUGCAUCCAUGACAGGUUAUGCAGCUCAAGGUUGCUACGACAGAGUGUACCCAAACAGAGGUAAGAAAACAUGGAAUGUUGGAAAGAUGAAGUUCUAG
Molecule: messenger RNA, 639 nt
Organism: Microthlaspi erraticum
Lineage: Eukaryota; Viridiplantae; Streptophyta; Magnoliopsida; Brassicales; Brassicaceae
Source: the annotation of a GenBank genome assembly